Molecule: messenger RNA, 2313 nt
Organism: Phaedon cochleariae (mustard beetle)
Lineage: Eukaryota; Metazoa; Arthropoda; Insecta; Coleoptera; Chrysomelidae
Source: the annotation of a GenBank genome assembly
GCAGUAUCACCUGAGAAAUUCGCGCCCAAAAAUGACGGUAUCUAUAGUAUAGAAAACUGUAUUCUUUCGAAAUUAUAUUGUAUUUGUUUUGGAGAGAAGCAGAUAACAAUAUUUAUUUACAGAAAAAUGUGCUGAUAAUGGUGAUUGUUGAGUCUUUGUUAUGAGCAUGAGCAUCAUGCUGUUCAGUUAUAGCUGAAAAAGAAAACUAUAUAUAGAAGCAUUAUUUAGUCAAUGCUAGAGAAGGCACUAAAAAGGUAUUCGCGAUAGAAAAUAAGCGUACGCCACAUAUCGGAGUUCUUCAAAGCUGCCAAAACGGCACGUUUACUUUGGUUUCAUUGGUUCACAUUUGUUUUUUGUUUGUGCUUAUUGGCAGAGAUUAUAUAAUCUCUGUUAUUGGUCAUAUCUGAAAUGCUUAUAAGUUUAUAACUCAAAACAAUCCGCCCAAAAUAAGUGUUCAAGUUAUUGCCGUCAGGUGGGGCGACGUGUUAUUUUCUAUCAAGGUUCGUAGGUUCUACCAACCUUGAUUUUCUAAGGAAUUUUUCAUUGCCUGGCGACCGUGAAACAAACGUCGUGAUGUGUCGUUCUAUUUCGCCUUUGACUGUAAUGUAUUCUUAUUCUUCGCUAUGACUAAUAUUCGAACAAAAUCAAUGGAGCGCGCCUAUCAUUAUCUUGUUUUCUAUAUGUAUUCAUUUAUCCAAUUCAACACUAAUGAAUGUAGUUCAUAUUGAUAAUGAUUAAGUAAAACCUCUCUAUAUCCAUAUACAAUUUAAUAUCCACAUUCAUCCAUAUUUUUAAAACGUUCCAAAAUAUACCUAUUUCAAAUUAAAAUGAAGACAACGAUAAAACAAUCUAGGAUUGAACCUACAAAAAAUAGGAGUGAAACAAAAGAUGAUCUAAGCACAGAUCUGGAGAACUGGAUGACAAAUCUACCUCAACAGCUCAGAGAAACUCCUUUGAUCAAAUUGACAAUACCAGGUUCACAUGACAGUUUCACAGCGAGCAUUACAUCUUCUUCUGAUAUCGCCCCGGAUGCCGAUGACGUUCUAAAAAAAUUCGAAUUCCUCGGACCCCUCAUAAAGUACUUCAUGGCCAACUGGUCACGCACUCAAACAUACAUGGCUGCCGAACAGUUGAACAGAGGAAUUCGGUAUUUCGAUCUGAGGAUAGGCACAAAAAAGGGCACAGAAGAAUUGUAUAUCGUCCACGGACUCUAUUCGGAUUCUGUUCGUUCAGUGUUGGACGAAAUUGGACAAUUUCUGGACAGCCAUCCCGGAGAGAUAGUGAUUCUGGACUGUCAACAUUUUUACGGACUGCAGCAAGAAGACCAUGAAAGACUGAUGGAAAUGCUGAAGGAACAAUUCUCCACCAAAUUACUGCCUUAUUCAGAUAGUAUGGAUUUCAUGACCUUAGAAUAUUUAACGACCAGAAAUCAUUAUCAGGUGAUAUGCAUCUAUAGGUCAGAUGCUGCCAGAUUCAAUCAAAGUUUACUAUGGCCAUCGGCUUCAUUCCCAACACCAUGGCCCAAUAAGAUUUCUGCGGUCGAGUUGUUCCAAGCCUUGGACAAUGGCCUAGAGAAAAGAUCGCCCAAUUUUGCCUACAUCUCCCAGUGUAUUUUGACACCCAGUGCAUGGUUCAUUCUCAAACAUUUGUUCAGUAACCUGAAAGAAAAAUGUGCUGUUGAUUUUGACAAUGAUCGAUUGGAAUGGAUAAGUAGACAGUCACCUGGAGAUGGAGGUGCAAACAUUAUAAUUACGGAUUAUAUAGAGUUGUCAGAUUGUCAAUGUGUUCGGGAUGUAAUCAACUUAAAUAGAGAAUUGAUGAAAAGUAGAGUAUUAGAUACUAUUAAAUUUGUAUCCGAGGUUGAAAAAUGAACUGGGGAAGAUUGUUUUCUUAGUCAAAUUCCACAUAACAAUCACAAAUAAAUUAUAGCAUAAAAUAGCAAUUAAACCACAGUAGGUACAUAUAGGCAGGUAUAUAAAUACUAUGAGUUAAUUGAGAGCGAAAUAUCUGUAUAUUUAUAGUGACAUAUUGAUUAAGAUUAUAUAGUUGUUUCAAAUCAAUUAUCAAUUCAUUAGCUUUAUUUCAUGAAAACAAAAAACUAUUUCAUACUUAUACAUACAAUAAUAUUGGUCAACGUUCGAUGCUAACUUAAAGAGUGUUGCCACUUAUUGUGACAUAUUUAUGGAAUUGUACCAUAAUUUUUCCAUAAAAUAUGUUGAAAGAUGUGUAAAAUAUAAUCAAUAAUUGUAACAUAUUUUUUCAAUCUAGGUAUUUGAAUUUUUCCAACUUCUUUGCAGGUUUUCUUCUUACUGG